CCCUCGUCGUUCUGGACGGCGUACUCCGUCGUCGCCCUCGGCGCUUUCUGCGCCGUCCAGAUCGCCGUGGCCAUGAAGUACGCCGUGCCCUUACUCAUGGCGGCGCCAGCCGAGGAGACGUACAUCAACCUGGUGUUCACCGCGGGACUCGUAGCCAAGACCGUUGCCGCAGCUAUAGAACGGAUGGUGGUUGUUCGGUGCCGUUUGGAGCGAACGGCUUUGGUGCAAGGAAUUGUUCGCUAUACGACUUCAUGCCCGCCAAAGUCUCGGGCGUGGCGAGGCAUGGUCCUGGUGCUGAUGGCAUUCGUUUUCUGGAGUCUGUUCAUUCCGGGUGUCAUCCUUUACCUCAGACUUGUGGAAGGAAUGCCAUUCGAACGGCACAUCGUGUUCCUGGCCAACACGCUGGUCCCCACGGUGUGCAUGUCGCUGUCGGACUGCGCCUUCGCGGCCGUGCUGGCGGCGUGCGUGUUCCUGGCGGAGGACGUGGCCGAGGACGCCGAGAGGGAGAUGGCCGGCCUGUCCGGCGCCACCACACUGGCGGACCUCGACAAGGCGCGGGCCGUGCGCGCCCUGCGCACGCGGCAGCAGCGCCUGCACGACGUGGUGCUGGCCUGCAACCAGGCGCACGGCGCCUCCAACCUCUGCUGGCUGUCGCUCGUCGUGCUCGAGAGCUGCGUCUUCCUGUUCUUCGGCAUGGCGUACAUCCGGGACAAGCUCAGCGGGCACAAGGGCAGGGACGGCAGCGGUGGCGCCAUCGGCCUACUGUGGGGCUGCGCCCUCAUAAUCAGGUUCAUCGCCAACUGCAUCCUCGGCCAGCGGCUGUGCCAUAACCAUGGGAGGAUUUCGGAGGUGCUCCAAGGUUUGCUUGCUGUCAACCCAUGCAUUUCUAAUGACACUAUCAAAGAAGUUCGAGGUUUCUUUCAUCAGGUUCUCGUUCAGGACAAUCGCUGUGGAGUAUUUGACCUACUGUACUUCGAUUUAAAGACCAUGACCGCGGUGAUUGGCUCCUUCACGACGUUCCUGGUCAUCUUGUUCCAGUUCGAGAGUGACGUCAGCACGCCGCAGGCUAAGGCAACCCGCCAUCUUGUAACUGACUACACUCAGUUCCUGGCCCUUUGGAGACCGAAUAGAACCUUUUGGCUGGAGGAAAUAAGCUUGAGAUAGAGCGGGGAAGAACCGAACACCUCAGGGUUGGGAAAAAAAUAGCAUGGCCCAUCUUCACUUUAUUUUGAAUCAUCCUGAUACUGUAGGCAAUCGUGCUGGGUACCAAUAUAUACACUUUUAUUCCAUGAACGUGACGUCACGAUGUGCAUAUCCAUUAGAAUGUGAAGGUGUGUCUUCAGUACCGUCAACGGGGGUAACUUGGGACACUUUUUCACGUUUUUUGAACGCCAGAGGCAAGACUCUCAACCCAGACCAU
This is a messenger RNA of Thrips palmi, 1420 nucleotides long. RefSeq lists its product as uncharacterized. Bases 73 to 1164 code for a protein of 363 amino acids. The record is from RefSeq and is a predicted model, not a curated record. The transcript is spliced from 6 exons. Gene Ontology annotation, cellular component: membrane. Gene Ontology annotation, biological process: sensory perception of taste. NCBI's taxonomy places the organism in Eukaryota, Metazoa, Arthropoda, Insecta, Thysanoptera, Thripidae.